Anthostomella pinea is the source of this 801-nucleotide messenger RNA. The record is from the annotation of a GenBank genome assembly. NCBI's taxonomy places the organism in Eukaryota, Fungi, Ascomycota, Sordariomycetes, Xylariales, Xylariaceae.
AUGCUUGCGACAAAGUACGAGCUAUGGUGCUUCGUAGCCUACGCAUCACUGUGGCUCACCAAGGGCUAUGCCCUGCCCGCCCCGGCCGGGAGAGAUGAAAGGCCCGUAUCACCACGGGCCGGCUUCGCCAACGGCAUACCCCUUCGCAUCAUGCCCCUCGGCGCCUCCAUCACCUACGGCCUGAAAUCGUCAGACGGCAACGGCUACCGCUUGGCGCUGCGCGACUCGAUCACGGCCCACGGCAACGAGGUCAACAUGGUCGGCACGCACCCCAACGGCACGAUGCAGGACAACCAGAACGAGGGCUGGCCCGGAUAUGUCAUCGAUCAGGUGCACGACAAGGCGGACACGGCAGUGCCCGCCGAGAAGCCGAAUCUGGUGCUCAUCAAUGCCGGCACCAACGACUGCUUACAGGACGACGACGUGGCCGGCGCCGGUGACCGCAUGAAGAGCAUGAUCAACGACAUCUACACGGACUCGCCGCAAGCGACGGUUAUCUUAUCCACGCUGCUCGUGAACGCCGACGCGGCCACGCAGACGCGCAUCGUCAAUAGCUUCAACCCGCAGAUGAGCAGCCUUGCCAACUCAUUACAGGGCGCUGGGAAGCGCAUUGUGCUGGUCGACAUGCAGUCGUCUGCUGGACCGACGCUGGACGAGCUCGUUGACGGCACCCAUCCCGACGACGCCGGGUACAAGAAGAUGGCGAAUAUCUGGUACGCUGGGAUCCAGCAGGCGGAUAGUAAGGGUUUUCUGGUCCAGGCUCAGGCUGUGGCCGGUAUCCCGGAUGAUGGCGACUCUUGA